Messenger RNA from Carassius auratus (goldfish), 2472 nucleotides. RefSeq names its product potassium/sodium hyperpolarization-activated cyclic nucleotide-gated channel 1-like. Gene Ontology annotation, cellular component: axon; HCN channel complex; dendrite. Gene Ontology annotation, molecular function: voltage-gated potassium channel activity. Lineage: Eukaryota; Metazoa; Chordata; Actinopteri; Cypriniformes; Cyprinidae. The coding region runs from base 1 to 2226 and encodes 741 amino acids. Gene Ontology annotation, biological process: potassium ion transmembrane transport; sodium ion transmembrane transport; regulation of membrane depolarization. The transcript is spliced from 8 exons. The record is from RefSeq and is a predicted model, not a curated record.
AUGGCUGAAGGGGAUGCAGCUGCACUUCCUGUGCAGGGCUGUUCUGCUUUAUUACUCACACUAGUGCUGUUUUAUGAGUGUUUUAGCACACUCUCGGUGGACCGGCCUCACUCAUUGAGUCUGCUGGGUACCCUUAAAACCAUGAGAGGAGAAACUCUGCAAUGUUUGGAGCCAAACUUUCACACCCUUGGAGCCUUUCAAAACUGUUUCUUGUAUAAUGAGAGCAAGCUGCCCAUUGCAGCCGCCCCAGUUAUUCAUUCAGUGUUUGAUUUAAUUUUUCAUAUGACAUAUGACCUGGCGAGUGCAGUGGUAAGAAUCUUUAACCUGAUUGGCAUGAUGUUGUUGCUGUGUCACUGGGACGGAUGCCUGCAGUUUCUGGUGCCUCUCCUGCAAGACUUCCCUCCUGAUUGCUGGGUGUCACUAAAUGGUAUGGUUAACGACUCCUGGGGAAAGCAGUACUCUUACGCACUAUUUAAGGCCAUGAGUCACAUGUUGUGUAUCGGGUACGGAGCCAGAGCGCCCGUCAGCAUGUCGGACCUUUGGAUCACCAUGCUCAGUAUGAUUGUGGGCGCCACCUGUUACGCAAUGUUCGUGGGUCACGCCACAGCCCUCAUCCAGUCUCUGGACUCGUCUCGGCGACAGUACCAGGAGAAGUACAAGCAAGUGGAGCAGUACAUGUCCUUCCACAAGCUGCCGGCUGACAUGCGGCAGAAAAUCCACGAUUACUAUGAACAUCGCUACCAGGGAAAGAUCUUCGACGAGGACAGCAUCCUGAACGAGCUCAACGACCCGCUAAAAGAGGAAAUUGUGAACUUUAACUGUCGUAAGCUGGUGGCCACUAUGCCGCUGUUUGCAAACGCAGACCCUAACUUUGUGACAGGAAUGCUGAGUAAGCUAAAGUUCGAGGUCUUCCAGCCUAACGAUUACAUCAUUCGCGAGGGGACCGUGGGAAAAAAGAUGUACUUCAUACAGCAUGGAGUGGCCAGCGUCAUUACCAAAUUCAGCAAAGAGCUGAAACUCACCGACGGAUCCUACUUUGGAGAGAUCUGCCUGUUGACGAAAGGUCGUCGUACAGCUAGCGUCCGCGCUGACACCUACUGCCGACUUUUCUCGCUGUCCGUGGACCAUUUCAAUGAAGUCUUGGAGGAAUAUCCCAUGAUGCGCCGUGCAUUCGAAACUGUAGCUAUCGACCGCUUGGACCGCAUCGGGAAGAAGAACUCACUCCUGCUCCAAAAAUUCCAGAAGGAUCUGAACGCUGGCGUCUUCAACACUCAGGAGAACGAGCUGCUGAAGCAGAUCAUCCGGCAGGACCGAGAGAUGGUGAUGAUGGUGGAUCGGAAGCAGUCGGUCACGGGGAUGAACUCCACGCCGAUGUCUGGAAACUCCAUCAUUAACUCUCCCGCCCAGCCACCGUUCAGUACAGCAACUGCCAUUCUUGGGAACAACCAAUUACAGCAGCAGGCCGCCCCACUAAGUUACAGCACCUCCGCUACUAUAACCCCGUCAGGCCGCAUGCCGCCCUCUCAGGGCGUCACGUUUUCGGCACCAAGCGUUUCUCACGGCAACUUGAGCACCUCUUCUGCAAAUCCCCCUACGCCCUUGCAGCAGCAAACAGGGGCAAUAAUGUCUCCUUGUUCGUUCACCACAUCCAUUUGCAGUCCCCCAGUGCAAACCCCUAUAGCCAGCCGAACAUUCCAGUACGGAUCACCGACGGCCUCCCAACUGUCCCUUGUACAGCAACCCUUAUCCCAGCAGCCCUCGCCUGCCUCCAUACCUCAACAACCGCCACAACAACAGCCGCAGCAAUCAAAAGUGGCGUCUCCUCAGAGGAGCGAUGUCCACAAGAGCGCACAGGUGCUCCAGUCAGGCAACCUGAGCAAGGACAUACGCCACCUCUCUGCCUCGCAGCCAUCACUGCCCCACGAGACCUCAUUUGCUGCCCGGGCACAUCCCACAUCGGGCGAAUCACUCGCUUCCAUUCAGUCACCCAUUGGAUCCGUGGCAGGCGUCCAGGCCCCGGGCUCUGUCCUGCAAAGCGGCAUCCACUCCAACGUUCCACAGAGGGUUGCCCUUUUCCGGCAGAUGUCAUCGGGCGCAUUACCACCGGUGCGCACGGCGCCCUCUAGUGCUCAGCACAGGGAUUCCACAGGCUCCAGGAGAGAGUCGGCAGUCUUAACCAGUGCAGAGACGGAACAAGACAAGAUGCGGUUCGCAUCAAAUUUAUGAUCCUGUUUUAUGUUUUUUUUCAUGUUCAUUUUUUUAAAAUAUAUUUUGAUUGAUUUUUACGGAGAGACUAAAGAAUGGGGAAAAGACUUUCCUCCAACUUCCUCUGAGAAAAAUAUAACCUCAUAGCUAUCCUGAACAGAAUUUCCUUAUACUAUAUUUUAGACACAUUUCCCCUUCAACUUAAGAAUGUAUAUUGUACAAAUAUAUAUGAGCAAAUCCAACUAGAAUAUUUGGUAUUGACCACAU